Messenger RNA from Podarcis lilfordi (Lilford's wall lizard), 7552 nucleotides. NCBI's taxonomy places the organism in Eukaryota, Metazoa, Chordata, Lepidosauria, Squamata, Lacertidae. The record is from the annotation of a GenBank genome assembly.
GGCUCCGGCUGGCUCCCACGUCCCCUCUAGUCUCUCUCUGCUUCUCUCCUCCUUCACAGGGUGACACGUCUGCAGGGUGAGUGAGUGGCAUUGGCAGACUGUCAAUCCCUCACCAAAGCGGCCAUCAAACAACAUAAAACACACACAGUCACUGAGCUGCUGGGCUCAUAAAUUCCAGCUGGCGGAUAUUUUUGCACAUUGCUUUGCAGAGAGUGUGUAAUUAAUUUUUUUCUUUACUCUCCCCCCUUUUUUAAAAAAACCCAACAUCCGCUCUUUUCUUUUGCACAAGUUGAAACUUUUUUGCUGCUAUUUUAUCUAUCCGUUGCACAGACAAGACAGACAUUGGAAUCGUUUGUUAUGUAUGUGUGUGUGUUUUUUUCCGAGACGGGGAAAGGACAAUCAUUUUUCCCUCCCACCGGCUGCAUUUUCUUGUCUACUUUUUCUUCUUUUUUUUUUUAACGUUGCAAUUAGGGGCUGGGGGUGUCUGCUUGGUUUAUUGUGAUUUUUAAAAUCCCCUACCGUGUGUCACACUCGUAACUUUAAGGAUUUGAAAGUAAGUUUUAUCCCGUUCCCCUCUUUUUUCUUCCCCCCCCCCCCCCUUGCUGCAUUUUUACAAAAUUUUCGUCCUCUCUGUUUCCAAGAAAAGGGUUUUCAAAGGAGGAAAAAAAAACAAAGACAAGUAAGAGAAAAGACAUAGACGAGCAACUAACUUUUUUUUCUUUCCCCCCUUCCCCCUUAAAGGAAAUAAUAAAGCCUUUGGGUGAAGAUUUGUACCAAAGGAAAGAAAACUUCAGACACCUUAUCAAGGCCGUUUAUCCGAACCACAAAUAUUGUGAUGAAAGAAGAUUGUAACUAAAGAAGAGAGUGAUUUACUGCUCUGGAAAGCAGAAGAGAGAGUGGAAUAAACAACGGAGAUCCGGUCAAAUAUCAAACACUGAUCCCCCCUUCUCUCAGGAGCAGGAACUGAAAUUCAUUACAAGAACAAGAGAUUUACUUGCAUUUUCUCUCUCCCCCCCCCCCCAAUCUUCCAAGCACAAAACCACCUUAUCGUGAAGCGCUUCUUUCCCCCCCCCCUCCCUCCUCCUUCGCCUCCUCCUUCUCCGGCGUGCCGUUUCUUCUUCUGCUGCCUCCGUUGCCGCCUCUCCAAGUGCAUUGAUUGGGCUGCGGUAGGAGGCAUGGAUGAGCAGUCCAGGAUGUUGCAGACUCUCGCCGGCGUGAACCUGGCUGGCCACUCGGUACAGGGGGGCAUGGCUCUGCCUCCUCCCCACGGACACGAAGGGGCCGACGGCGAUGGCCGCAAGCAAGACAUAGGAGACAUCCUCCACCAGAUUAUGACCAUCACGGACCAGAGCUUGGAUGAGGCGCAAGCAAAGUUGGUCUCAUUAAAACAAAAAAUCCCAAUGUUGUGUAUAUAUUUGUGUGUGUGUGUGUAUGUGUGCAUGUGCGCGCGUGCGUGUGUAUGUAUGGUGCGCUCGUGUGUGUGUUUAUAUGCGUGGCGCUUUUUGUUGUUGUUUCGCUCCUUGCUGUCUCCUGCUGGGACCAAAUAUUCUUGCAAUUAAGACAACCCUUUUAAUACUAGAGGAGAAAUGCGCGGGGGGGGGGGGGCACAGACCAGGGGCAACAGCCGGAGUUGGUCUGAAUAAGGGAGAGAGAAAAGAAGCACAAUAUACAUGUGCAAAGAUUCCUUCCUCCCACCCCCCACCCCAAAAUCUGUCUUAUUGCACUAAUGCUUGGAGCUGGGCUGUUGCUGAUAACCUUUCCUUUAUUAGGAUGAUGCCCUCAUUUAAGGGGUGGGGGUAGAAUCGGCCUGCCAUCCCAUGCUGUUCUCAUCUUGGAGGGUUUGCGUUUUCUUUCAAAGAAGUGUGAACUUUGUAGUGCGCUGCACAACCCCCAAAUUGGUGUUUCUCUGGAGUUAGAUUGAUUUAAAAAUUAAAAGAGUGAGGAAAUAUUACAGGGUGCAAGAGAUUGGGAGAAACAGUUCCUCCCCUCCUUUUUUUUCCUUAAAAGAAAUUAUUAUUUUUAAUAUAAAUUGCAGUAAAUACAAAACAAAGCAUAUAGUUGAACUCUGGAAAUCCCCUCUCUUCAUAAAUCAGUGAUGAUGAUAUAGCAAAUUGGAAAGCUUUGACAAGCUGUGAUUUAUGCAUGAGAAGAAAUGGAAGGAAAUUUUCGCAUCAGGUUUCUGGGGUUUUGUUUUUUAAAAACAACAACGAUAAUUUUAAAAUGAAACAAAACAAAAACUUCUUCGGUUUCUCUUCCUGGCUGUAAGUGGCAGACAGGGCGGCUGGGGUUGGCUGGGUUUUCUUCUUGUCACUUAGUCUUCACUUCCUGAUGAAGGAGAAGGCAGUUGACCCUCUUGCCACCCACCCCCAACUCAGUUUGUACCUAUGGUGAUUAAGUUCAAACAUCCUUACCUUUCUCCUUAACGUAGGUACUCUGUCCACAUUGGGAUCACUCCUGUUGCCCUCUUGAGCCUAGCUUCAGCCUUCCCCAUCAAAAGCUAUACCCUUAUUCCUUGUCAACUUUAGUUAUUCCUUUGCAUAGAUCAGAAUGCAAAGAGUAACAUGUAAAGACUUCAGUUAAAAAUUAUUUUCCCCUCCUUUGCAUUAAGAUGCCAGGCUUGUGCUAAUACCUUUUAAAAAAUCUUUUAUUUUGCAGAAAGCAUGCACUGAACUGCCACAGAAUGAAGCCUGCUUUGUUCAGUGUCCUCUGUGAAAUCAAAGAGAAAACAGGUAGGAGACCACAAGUUACACAGCUUUUGAAAUGAACCCCUUUCCCUCUCUCCCCCCAAUAGGUAAACAUUGCAAUAUACUUCUCUCAGCGAGCUCUAGGAGAGCUGCUUUAGGAACCGCAGCCAUCUUUGAUCAUCACCUCCUUGUCUGUUUCUGAUCUUUGGGUUGGGAGGCAGAGGCGAAUGUAAUCAAUCAGGAAUGCUUUUUAAAAAAACAAUUCAUAAUCCUGCUGCAGAAUGAAAUGUAAAUGAAAAUGGUAGUGUAUCACCUAUUCAGGGUAAAUUCCCCCUCUCGCUGCAGUCAGGGAAAGUAAAAGCAAGGAUCCGGCUUUCUUUCCCCUCCUCCUCUGCCUUGUUUUGAGUAUCUGCUUCUUAAAGAAGCAAUGCAAGAGGCUGGAGAAGCCAAUUACAGCCAGUGGCCCCUCUGUGUGAGAGACCGAAAGAGCCAGCAACUUUCUUGAGCCACUCUUGUAUUUUUGAUUUUGUCAGUACCAGUUUAUAUGUAACUGAAAGGAGUCAGUCAAUAGCUCUGAGCUCCCACAUUUUGUAGGAAAAUUAUGGGUGUUCAGAUGUGCGUUGGGAAGACAUUCUUGACGUGUGUUCUAUGCACAUCUUUACACAGAGGGGGGAAAUACAUAUAUGUACAUAUAUUUUCUGUGGAUAUUUUUGGCAAGAGACUUUGCCUCUGAAAAUGGGGGCAACAUGUCAAAGAGAAAGUACCUAAUCAGAGAAAGCAUCUUGUAGAACUAAGGCUUAACAGGACAGUCGAGCUGUGUGCUUUCACACUGAAUGAAGUGUGAGAGAUUGAAAACCACCUUCUCAACAAUUGGGUCCACAAGAGAUAAAUAUCUUAAUGUUCAUAAUUCAGCUCAUAAAGCUAAAAUUCUACUUUCAGACAUUUGAUCUGAGUUGUCACUAACUGCGAUUAGCAUCUGUGUGGCACUUGACUUCAGCGUAUUGUUGUUUGUAUAGAUCUUCCAAAACUCCCUCCCCCGAACUGCAUGGCAUGCUGAAAGGCCUGGUAGAUACUGCAAGUGUAAGCAUGUCUAAGGAAGGCAUACUGCUUGUGUGCAUGAUAGAAUAGAAAUGCUGGAAUAUAUAAAAGCCAGUGAGUUUUUAAAAACAACAAGAAGCAGGCCUUUUAAAAGAGGUUCUGUACCUCUGUGUGUGUACAGGAAAUCCAGCAAUGUCUGUCUUUUUGCAUAGCAGUUACUUUAAAAAUGCUACAACAAUCCUGCUGUCAAGCAGUUGGACUUCUUAUUCUUUAAUAUAAGAUGAUGAUAAAAAUGCCUUGUUGUUACAGUAGAACUUUGUGCACAUACUCUGUACCUAAUGGGGGUGGGGGAGUCAAGGAGAUGAGAAAUCAUUAAUAGUAAACAACCCCUGACUGUAUUGGAGCUAAAAAGAACAAAAUCCUGAAAGUGUCCCGUGACCUCUUGGGCAGCACGAGGUCUCCAGCAGCCAAAGUGCUUAAAGUCUCUGUGUCCUUAAUAUUUUAGCUACCACCGAAAACUAAACUAUUCUCUUUUGGCAGAAGGCAAAAACUAUGUAUUGACAACAGCAGAUUUCAGUUAUGUAGGUUUGGGUCCCUGUGAUAUUUUAUUCACAGACAGCUUAAACCUUGUCUAUUUGAAAGAAAAGUUUAGUUGACCAGUGUCAAAGGCGAGUUCAGAAGAAAGAAAGUCCUUUUCCGGGCUAAAGCACUGCUGGCGUAGGUUCUAUUCUAGAAGAAAAGAGGCUGAUAAGUUAUCUGGAAUAUUGGGUGAAUUUGGUCACCAGCUUAAAUGCUGUUCUGUCAUCCACAAGUUAUAUUUUUCUAUGAAAUAAUGGAGGCACAACUUUAUUGAUUACACAAAUAAUGAGGUAUAUGGUAGAACAGUACUUAUAAUCUAAAGCACAGUCUGGCAUGCAGGAAGCACAUAUUUUAAUUAUUAAUUUUUGUUCCUUCUUUCUGCCUUCAUAUAAACUCUUGUAAAUAAUAAUUGUUGAUACAAAGUACCUCUUUUGUGGUCAACAAAUCAAGCAAUAUUUGUUGUUAUACAUCAUUUUGUGUCUGUUUAAACUGUGAUGGUUUUGGCAUAUACACUUUGACAUAACUUUGUUAGCAUAUUUGGAUACUUUUCUCUGAGUGUUUGCGGUUGUUUUAUUUUUUAUUUUUAUUUUGUUUAAUUGUUGCAUGUCAUAUGUUCUAAAAUAUAUGUUAAAAAAUUAAAAACAACAACAACAACAAAGGGAUGGCUUCUCCAUCUGCGCAGAAGUGCGGUCCUUACCAACUCAAGAAGCUUAGGAGUGGUGGAAUUGAUAUGUUGAGUGAUUGAUGAAGGAAAAAUGCAUCUCCCCUCCCCACCCCCAUGAGUUUUUAUAAGGCAACUCUCAUUCAGGAUUGCCCAUCUGAGAUGAAAUGGCUGAGUACACAUUAGCAAGGGAAGCAUGAAAGCAAAUUCUUGCAUAUCUUGUAUUGUCUUAUUCUGGAAGGUGUGGGGGGGGGAGGCGAUUUCCAAAUCUUCCUCCAGUGUUCUGAUCCACUCUUGGGACUCCCUUCUUUCCUAAUAUUUUACGCUGUUCUUUUUUUAUAUACUUGUAUGUUUCCGUAUAAAUUUUAAACUUUCAGAAUAAAGACGUGUGUGUGUUGUUGUUGUUGUUGUUGUUGUUGUUGUUGUUGUACCAGUGGGAUUCCUGCCCCAUUUCCCUGCUACCCCUCUGCUAUUCUACUGUGUGAUUUGAUCCCAGUAAUUCCAGGCAGUUUCUUUGUUUCUUUUGCUUUACAAAAAUGUAGCAUAGUAAAAGAGAAGCAUUUGUUUUCCUCCAUUUCUCAUAGAAAAAAAAAUAUUGUCAUUACUCUUUGAUAGGGAAAAUGGAGAAGUAAGAUUGAAAGUGGGAAAAGGGAGGCACAUAGUAAUCUUGGCCUAAAACAGUAAUAUUAGACUUGUUUGUUCUGGUAGAUCUAGGGUGGUGCUGUCUGAAACUGAAAAGCAAUGCUUUUAUCUUUGAAAAUAAUUAGAAUUAUUUGCAGUCAGUGAUAAAUUUGACCACAAGAUCCUUAAACAUACUGUACUUAAAAAAACCACACCACACAGCUUACAAGUACUGCCUUGUAGGGCUAAAUAUGUAUCUCUUCUCGGGUUCUGAGGUACUUCACAAUCAUUAAAAUUGUCUGUAGUAAUUGUUUAUUUCCAUUUGUAUAAACAACCAUGUUGAAAAUAAUUCAUUUAUGUUUCUAGGAUCUGAUUGGAUAGGUGUGCUUAUCUUUCCUUUUUAAAAAUACAGGGGUAUUCUUUUAAGGGCAGGGAAUAAAAGAAAUAGCUGUAAAUGAUAUUCUGUCUCCCGCACUGAUAUCUAGAUAUCUAGAGGCAGGUCAAGGUAAUAGGCAUUUCAAAACGGCAUCUGUUUUGAUUUUUAACACAAUGGGAGAAAAUGAACCAUAAAACAUUGGGAGUCCUCUACUAUUGUGUUACGGCUUUCCUAUUAAUCUGUACCUUUUAUUUCUGUCAUGCAAAAUCCAAAGUUAUUUGCUAAGGUUGCUUGUUUUGUUUUGUUUGCUACCCCUUCUUGUUUAAGGGGUUCCUAGUCUGAUCACCCCAGCCUCCAGCUCAAAGGCGAUGUAUCUGAAUUAACUUAAUAUGAGAGUACAUUAAUUCUGACGGUUUCUAAAGCAAGUUGGGAAUUGCAAUCAUUUCCCGGCAGACUGUUCAUGACUGAGAUCUGAACCAGUAUCUGAGCUUUGUUGUUUAGUCGUUUAGUCGUGUCCGACUCUUCGUGACUCCAUGGACCAGAGCACACCAGGCAUUCCUGUCUUCCACUGAGUAUCUGAGCUAUAUGUUCUAAAUUUCUGCAUGUGAAUGUGUGUGUGCUUGUAUGAGUGAAAGAAAGAAUUGUGUCUGUCUUUCUUUAAGAGUCAAAUAUGACAGCUGCCAACCAAACCCUAAUUUAAUGCCACUACAACCCUAAAUCGCAUUCAUUCACUAGUAACUCCUAAUGGCAUACAUGAUACCUUGCCAGAUUUGUGGCCUUUGUGAGGUUUAUAAACGGGGACUGACUUAGGGAGAUAAUAAAACUUAAUGAACUUCUUGGGUACAGGAGGUGUCUGCAGGUCUGUUUCCAUGGCUCAACAAUUUAUUAAAAAGUUUUUAAAGUAGCAAUUUUUUAUUCUCCAGUCCUUAGUGUCUCAAGUCCUCAUAUCAAAAACUUGUUUUGUUUCCCCUCUUAAUAGAAAUGCCUUAGUCACACAUGUGAACUGAAAUUAACAAUAGAGUUAACUUCUUGUUUCCAACAUAUGCCAAAACCAUUGGUGUUAUUGUUGCAGUUGUAACUAGCCAUGUAAUGCCACUCCGCAGAGAACAUUUCCCAUUAUCUCUCUGUAGCCACAUGGGUGUUCAAGGGCCAGCUCAUGAAUAUGUCUUACUUUCAUCUCUUGUAGUUAUGCAGACUAGUCAGUAUAAUGCAGCAAGACCUUAAUGAUUUCCUUCUGCUGUAAGAUAUUGAAAAUAAGUAACAAGUCUCCAUCUUAAAAGAGCAAAAGAACUGUUUCCAUUGAACUUUUCAGUAAUCACAAGCUGGCACAGACACUGUAGAGGUAAAAAACCCCAGUGACUAAUAUUUAAACUGUUUAAAAGUUUGACCGGGUUGCUCUUCUUGAAAAUAAAUAUGAAGUUGUGAUAUGUUCAGCUGGUUUAAAGUUAUUUUGUUUUAACCUUAAUUGCUUCAGAAUGAGAAUUGUAAUCUUCCCCAUUCUCCCCCCCCCCCCCCACACUCUGUACUAUACUGUUAGGAAUUAAAUUAAAAUGCAGGGCUCACUGUCAGUGGUAUUCUUUACUAUUACAAACC